AUGUCUGAAUCACAAACAAGUUCAGCAUCUGCAUCAACAAUUUUGACUAUUUCAAGUGAUUUACCAUUGGAUGAUCCAUUAUCAUUGGAAAAAACGGUGAAGGAUUUGCCGAAAAUUUCGAAUUCAUUUCAAAAUGCUGAAUUAAAUUCUGUGAAUUGCGAAAAUUUCCAAACCAAAAAUGAUGAAACUAUUAUAGCAGCACCUGUAUCUAUUUUAAAAAAUGCAAAUCCUGAUAAGGUUGAAUUGGAAUUAUCUGUGGAUGCUCAAAAAUCAUUACGAAAUGAUAAUCAGGAUGAAGUUCAUCAUGUAAUAUCUCAGGAGACGAACAUCAAGACGAAUGAUAAAGUUGAAAUUAAAGGGAAACAAAAAGUUGUGAUAAGGGAGAUGUUUGAAAAUGAUCCAUCAAUUGAUACGAUGAAAGGUGACAUUGGUGAUAAUGAAGUGAAAAAAUCAGUUAAUAUUCCUAUUAUUCGGAAUGUUGAAUUUAAAAUUGAAAAUGAUGAAGUAUGUGGGAAGAAUUUGGAAUCGAUGGUGACAAAUUCAACAAAUAUCACAGAUGAAAGGAAUAAUGCUGAAGUUAAAACUUCUGAAAUGAUGAAAUGCUCUGAGGAUAUUGUCCUAGAAGCUAAUGGAAAUCGAGUUGACGCAAAAAGUCCAAAUCGGACAAUGUCCGAAAGUCCUCCUGGUGCUACAGAUAGUUGGAAAAAUGCUACAAUUAAUAUGAAUCAUUUACUUGAUGAUGGUACUCGAAGUGGUGAUAUACAAUCAGCUUACAAUACGACAUUUCGAAAUCAUCAAACAAAAAUUAUUUAUAAUAAUAAAACAUUGAUAUUUGAUUUCGAUGUAUUUGUACGAUGA
Loa loa (African eye worm) is the source of this 858-nucleotide messenger RNA. RefSeq lists its product as hypothetical. Bases 1 to 858 code for a protein of 285 amino acids. The record is from RefSeq and is a predicted model, not a curated record. Lineage: Eukaryota; Metazoa; Nematoda; Chromadorea; Rhabditida; Onchocercidae. The transcript has 2 exons.